AUGAGGAACAAGCCUAGCACCUACGCGGUGAUGACGGCUAUGAUUCCACACCAACUGGCAUUCAAACAACGACCCUUGCACAUCGUCCUGAUAAUUCUAUCAGUAACAUGUGUUGUUUGGGUCACAGCCAAUUCAGUCAAUUCCUUUUCUAUUCUCGAGUCGGAAAAUGCUCCCAGUAACAAGUUGCAAAGGGUCGCCAAAGUGUCCAUGCUAUACGGAGAGACGAACCAUAUGUACGAAAGAGCGCUACAAAGCCAUGAACGCCAUGGGAAGCAAUGGGGAUACCCCAUGCAUAUCCUGCGGCAGGAUAUCUCGAUCGGAUUUUGGAACAAACCGAGCUAUCUGCUAUCCUUGGUUGUCAAUGAAUUGACCAAGCCAGCCGGCGAGAGAAUGGAGUGGUUGAUGUGGGUAGACGCAGACUCGAUUAUACUGAACAAUGACAUCCCCGUGGAAAUCUUCCUCCCGCCGUCCGACCUGAAAGAUAUCCACCUAGUGGCAAGCCAGGACCAAAACGGCCUCAACACGGGGAUUAUGUUCCUCCACGUCCAUCCCUGGAUGAUCAGUUUCCUUACCGAAACAUUGGGCUACCCUCUUUAUCUCCCUCAGAUUGACCUUGGUCGAUCUGCUGACCAAGAAAGCAUGAGACGUGUGCUCAACAAAACGACGGGGGGUCCAAGUGGACAGGGUUACGCAGAUGGAGUCUCCUAUCUGCCACGACCGUGGAUCAAUACCUAUGAAUGGGACUGGGCCUAUGAAGGCAAAAGAGGGGAUCUGCUCGUGCACUUCCCGGGUCUGGAGGAGCGCCGAUGGCCGCACAUGGCCAAAUGGUUGGAUGUUGUCGAAAUGACUCCUGAAAAGUGGAACUUGCCUCUUGAGGAGACUGGAUAUCUCAACAAGACCUCAGUGUAUUGGUCUCAGAUUCGAAGUGCGAAGGAAAGUAUCAAGUCUGCAGAGAAGAAACUGCAGUCUGAGGAGGUAGUGCCUGGAAAUACCAAGGAGGCAGCCGGUGCACUCAAGAAGGCAUUGCGUGAGAAAUCAGAUAAUAUGGAGCUGGUACAACAGCUGCUCCAGGAUCUUAAUGGCUUGAUCGGGAUGACAUAA
Penicillium roqueforti is the source of this 1101-nucleotide messenger RNA. Its product is annotated as glycosyltransferase family 34 protein. The record is from RefSeq and is a predicted model, not a curated record. Lineage: Eukaryota; Fungi; Ascomycota; Eurotiomycetes; Eurotiales; Aspergillaceae. Bases 1 to 1101 code for a protein of 366 amino acids. The transcript has 2 exons. Gene Ontology annotation, molecular function: glycosyltransferase activity. Gene Ontology annotation, cellular component: Golgi membrane. Gene Ontology annotation, biological process: protein N-linked glycosylation.